Molecule: messenger RNA, 2338 nt
Organism: Cyclopterus lumpus (lumpfish)
Lineage: Eukaryota; Metazoa; Chordata; Actinopteri; Perciformes; Cyclopteridae
Product: aldo-keto reductase family 1 member B1-like
Exons: 11
Coding region: 673-1623 (316 amino acids)
Cellular component (GO): cytosol
Molecular function (GO): aldose reductase (NADPH) activity
Source: RefSeq, a predicted model, not a curated record
GUGUGUGCAUUCACGACGGCACACAUCUCUUUUACAGUAUCAGAAUAAUACCAUGAAGAAGUUGUAGUCAAAAAUAUUAAAGAGUAAUUGAAAAGAAUAGUAUCUGCUACAUGCUGGACAAUGAACUUAUACUGAGGUGUGUUACUAGAGCAUUGUCUUCUAUGGAUUAGGUUAAAUCAAAUAUGUGUGCAUGAGUUUUUGAGAGUCUCAAGUAAAAUGAACAGUACUGAUCAAUCAUUUUAGUCACCGUAAUUACUGCCCAUAUUAGCCAAUGUAUAAAAUUAUGUGAUUAUUUUACUUAGGAGCCUCCGUUGUGGACUCUGAGGAGAUGGGCUCACGUCAUUGUGUGGCAAUUGUGCCCUCUAGCGGCUCAAUGACAGAAUCAUAAAAAAUAUGCAAGAGCGGGUGUUAUCUUUGGAUCUCACACACAAUUAACGGUACACUGGGAACUACAGUAUAGGUCCUUGGAAAUGUCAGGGGUCGCCAAGAAACGAUUGCCAGCCUACAGGACGUAUCGAGGAGUAUACAAUAAAAAUAGCUAAUUCACACUCACUGCAGCUUCGCUUUCCAGUACCGGAGGUUCCCUCUUGGAUCUGCAUCCUGCUCUCCUCAUUUGCUCCCUCUGCUCGACUGGUCCUGCUGCGUUCAGUGUCUGCUCGUCCUUUUGGAGAAAUGGCUGCGACCGUGACACUAAACACCGGUGCAAAAAUGCCCAUUGUGGGACUGGGCACAUGGAAGUCUCCCCCUGGCAAGGUCACAGAGGCGGUGAAAGCAGCCAUCUCAGCAGGCUACAGGCACAUCGAUGGAGCGUAUGUCUACCAGAACGAGGCGGAGGUGGGAGAUGGCGUUCAGGCCAUGAUCAAGGAUGGCGUGGUGAAGCGAGAGGAUCUCUUCAUUGUUAGCAAGCUGUGGUGCACUUUUCAUGAGAAGUCUCUGGUGAGGCAAGGCUGCGAGAAGACCCUCAGUGAUCUUAAACUGGACUACCUAGACCUCUAUCUAGUGCACUGGCCCAUGGGUUUCAAGGCUGGCAGUGAGCUUUUUCCUCUGGACAGCGCUGGAGGGACGAUCAGCGAUAAUACUCACUUCCUGGAGACAUGGGAGGGAAUGGAAGAGCUGGUGGAUGCUGGUUUGGUCAAAGCUGUCGGCGUCUCCAACUUCAACAUUGAGCAGAUUGAAGCCAUUCUCAACAAGCCAGGCCUCAAAUACAAGCCUGCCACCAACCAGGUGGAGUGCCACCCGUACCAGACUCAGGAGAAGCUGGUCUCCUUCUGCCAGUCUCACGGCAUCUCCGUGACAGCCUACAGCCCCCUGGGCUCCCCUGACAGACCCUGGGCUAAACCUGAAGACCCCUCACUGCUGGAAGAUCCCAACAUUAAAGUCAUUGCUGAGAAGCACAAUAAGUCACCUGCUCAGGUCCUGAUCCGCUUCCACAUCCAGAGGAACGUGAUCGUGAUCCCCAAGUCGAUCACACCUCAGCGCAUUAAGGAGAAUUUCCAGGUGUUUGACUUUGAACUAUCUGGGGAGGAAAUGAAGACUAUAGUAGGAUUUAACAGGAACUGGAGAGUCUGUCCCAUGCAAUUGAGCAAGAAGCACAAGGACCAUCCAUUCAGUGAUGAAUUCUGAAAAGCAGAUUUCUCCACAGGUUUACAGUGGGUACUGGAGUUUGCAUCUCCAUCCUCUAAGCUGCUCACCCCGGUAUGCUUCAGUGCAGUUUGCUAAAUAAAUGUGGCCUUGUAUCAGAUUUCUAUUUUCAUGUUCCAGUUCUUAGGAUAAAUAUUGGCUUCUUUAGUGAUCUAUUUUGUCUCCACGAAAACCAGUUUAACGCAUUAAAUACUUCUUUAAAUCCCAAUUUACACAUUAUGACCAUUGGGUAUGAGUGUUGCACUAGUAUAAUUGAGUGUUCAUGUCUUGUUCUGUUGUCAGCCAGCAGACAAGUUUCUUUGCUCGCUUGAUUAUUUAGAUUUUUCUUUUCCUUUUCUUGCCAAUUCUUAGUGGAGAGUAAAUUCUAUGGCAUUACUUUGUGGCCACUGACAUUUAAAGUAACUACAUAACCUAAAUGUGUGCCACAUUCACUACAGAUUAACUCAUUUUCAAGUGUGUAACACUUUGUUUUAUUUCUAGUUUUACAUGUUUGUCGUAGCACAUGUAUGAGGAAGAAAAGUUGUAAAUGUGUUAACGGUGAUUUUUUUCAUAGCCCAAAUGUGAUUAUACUUCAAAGCACUUAACUAACUCUGUUUUUCCAUCAUGUCAGCAGCACUUGUGCCUAUAAUUAUAGAAAUUCUAAUUUGCCUAUAAUGUGAUUGGCAAUAAUAAAACACUGAUUUAAUCUGUCACCUGA